AUGGAGCCGGCCCUUCUGAAGGACAAAACUAAGCUCGCGGUGGCAGCCGUGAAGGGCGAGCAGACGCAGGACCUCUAUGUUGCAGUCACAAAGGCCACGUUGGCAGAGGAGGUGGUGCCCAAGGAGAAGCAUGUCCGCACACUCAAGAUCGCCUGCAGCGCGCACGCGCCGCGCCAGCAGGUCGACUUCGUGAUCUACAAGCUCGCGAAGCGCCUCAACAGCCCCAACUGGGUCGUCGCGCUCAAGGCACUCAUGGUGUUCCACCGCCUCAUGCGCGAGUGCGACCCCAGCUUCCAGGAGCAGGUCCUGCGCUUCGCGGACCGCACGGGCCGCCACCGGCUGCUGUGCCUGGACCGAUACGCGGACCACUCGAGCCGCGAGACAUGGGACUAUUCCGCGUGGAUCCGCGCGUACGGCGUCUUCCUGGACGAGAGGCUCGACGCCUUCAGGAACAUGCGCUUUGACCCGGAGAGUGGCGCCCACCAGGCGCGCCAGCAGCAGGGCGCGUACGGCGGCCCCACGGGCGCGUCUGGCGGGCCCACCGGCUUCGGCAGCGGCGGCUACGGCGGCCCCACCGGUGGGCCGACCGGCGGCCUCAGCGGCGGGUAUGGCGGCUACGGCGGCCCCACUGGCGGUCCCUCUGGCGGGUACGGCGGGUACGGCGGUUACGGCGGCCCCACCGGCGGCCCCACCGGCGGUUACGGCGGCUACGGCGGCCCCACCGGCGGCCCCACCGGCGGUUACGGCGGUUACGGCGGCCCCACUGGCGGCUACUCGAACGGCGGGCCGACUGGCAGCCCGCGCAACGGAGGCGGCGGCGGCGCCAGCGACGCAAACGGCGGCGCCGGCGCGCAGCAGCAGCCGCAGGCGGCGCCGUCGUCUCUGAAGGAGUGUGCCGGGCCGGAGCUGCUGGAGCGUCUCCCGCGCAUGCAGCGGCUGAUGCUGCGCACGAUCGCAUGCGUGCCGGAGGGCGCCGCCGCGGUCAACCCCCUGUGCCUGACGGCGGCCAACUGGGUGCUGCGGGAGUCCAAGGCGGUGUACCGCGCCGCCAGCGAGGGCGUCAUUAACCUGGCCGACAAGUUCUUCGAGAUGGAGCGCUCGGACGCGCUCAGGUGCGGCGGCGGCGGGGGGGUCGCGGCGGGCGCGGCGCCGGCGGCCAAAGCGGGGCUGGAGCUGUACAAGGACGCGCUGUCGCUGCACGAGAAGCUGACGGGUUACUACACAGCAAUGCAGGCCGUGCCUGCACUCAGGACCGCGAUCCACUACCCCACGCUGCAGCCGCUGCCCUCUGACUUUGUGUCCACCAUGGAGGAGUAUGCCAAGGAAGCGCCGCGCGACGGCACGGGGCCGCCCAAGAAGGCGGUGCCGCCCACCAGCAGCGUCCUGGUGGAGGCCGAGGAGGAGGAGGAGCCCGCGCCCGCCGCGGCGGCCGAGGAGGCGCCCGCGGAGGAGGCGGCGAAGGAGGAGGCGCAGCCGCCGUCGCCGCCGCGGCGGCCGAGCUCGCCGGUCAAGGCGGCGCUGAUGCCGAUGCUGGACCUGCUGUCGUUCGAUGAGGAGCCCGCGCCCAGUGAGCUGGCAGGGGGCCGCGCGGGGCCGCACUAUCGCUCAACUGCUUAA
This is a messenger RNA of Monoraphidium neglectum, 1617 nucleotides long. Its product is annotated as Putative clathrin assembly protein. Bases 1 to 1617 code for a protein of 538 amino acids. Gene Ontology annotation, biological process: vesicle budding from membrane; clathrin coat assembly; clathrin-dependent endocytosis. Gene Ontology annotation, molecular function: phosphatidylinositol-4,5-bisphosphate binding; SNARE binding; 1-phosphatidylinositol binding. The record is from RefSeq and is a predicted model, not a curated record. Gene Ontology annotation, cellular component: clathrin-coated vesicle; clathrin-coated pit. The transcript is spliced from 9 exons. Lineage: Eukaryota; Viridiplantae; Chlorophyta; Chlorophyceae; Sphaeropleales; Selenastraceae.